GGCCGCAACUGGCGUACAGUAACGCAAAUAGCGUAGUGGUGGAGGUGGGACGGCACAGACGGUCAUGGCGUCGGAAAGUGGACUCGCUUCUCUGGGGGCAGAUGGGGCCAUGGCUGCGGCGCACGCGCUCUCCCUGCCGGCGGAAGCGUAUGGAAAUGACCCUCAGCUGGAGAUGAUGUGGGCAAUGAAAGCCUACCAGCACGCUGAGAUUUACUUCAAUCUGAUCUCUUCGGUGGAUCCAAAGUUUCUGAAACUGACGAAAGCUGAUGAUAAGAUCUAUACAGCUUUCAGAGAGAGCUUCCCUGACCUCAGAAUCCAGGUCCUGGAUCCAGAGGAUCUGAAAUCAGCAGAGGCAAAGGAGAAAUGGAGGCCAUUCUGCAAUCAGUUUGAAGGUAUUGUGGAGGACUUCAACUACGGGACACUGCUACGGCUGGACUGCGAGAAGGACUACACAGAGGAAAACACACUAUUCGCCACCAGGAUUCAGUUUUUUGCCAUCGAGAUUGCCAGGAACAGAGAGGGAUACAACAGCAUCAUCUUCAGUGCCAACAGACAUUCCAUGAGGGAUGUGCAGAGCUAAUGACCAUGAUGUCUGUUCACAGGACCUCUGUGCAUAUGGCACUCUUUUGGACAUUACCUUUGCACCACAGCACAUCUGUUUAGGAUCUGGGGGAAGUUCUUUACACUUGAGUUUUAUUAUGGUAACAGUUCUAAUGCCAUUUCACCCCCCAUUCCCCCCCCAUGGGAGUGGUAUAGUUAAUAUGGAC
Scleropages formosus (Asian bonytongue) is the source of this 767-nucleotide messenger RNA. It is a transcript of the gene pbdc1, whose product is annotated as polysaccharide biosynthesis domain containing 1. NCBI's taxonomy places the organism in Eukaryota, Metazoa, Chordata, Actinopteri, Osteoglossiformes, Osteoglossidae. Gene Ontology annotation, cellular component: cytoplasm. The record is from RefSeq and is a predicted model, not a curated record. The transcript is spliced from 6 exons. Bases 65 to 580 code for a protein of 171 amino acids.